AUGAAUAUUGAAUUUGAUGUCCUGGGUUACAACCUCACGCCAGUGCCCACCCACUUUUUCAAGGUUUUUUUGGGUGUUAAUCCUAGGGACCUCGAGGAGAACAAGCAAAAUGACAUGCCGCCAAAUAUUGGCCAGGCUCCAGUUGACUCCAAAAAGGCGGCCUGGCCCAAGGGUACUCCCCCUCCAUCUGUGUUUGGGGCGUUCGUUGUGCCGAACAAAGCCAUGUACCAUAGGAUGCGUGCGGAGCGCUUCAGAGUUCCUCUCAGUUUUAUCGAGUUGGUGACAGGCAUUGAUUUUGGAGUUGUAAGGGACAUCAUCGACGUCGCUGAGGGUAAAAGCGUAGAGGAUGUAGUGAGACAGAGAACAUCCCAAGCGCCACGAUCUCUGGCAAGAAGGACAGAGACAGCCCAUUCUGCCUCAGGCCGUUUCAGGGGAACCAUGGCUUUUACUGAAGAAGAGAACGCGCUUGUAGAGAACGAGCUUAAGCUCUUGAAAUACGAUAUCUGCUCUGUAUUUCACCCGAAGCGUACUUCGAUGAGAGUAGCUCUCCAUAAGCGAACUUUCUGCAAGUACUCGUGA
Molecule: messenger RNA, 579 nt
Organism: Eimeria necatrix
Lineage: Eukaryota; Apicomplexa; Conoidasida; Eucoccidiorida; Eimeriidae
Exons: 2
Coding region: 1-579 (192 amino acids)
Source: RefSeq, a predicted model, not a curated record